CACACAGAAUUCCGCGGAAAACAUUCAACUGUUUCGAAAGCGACGCUUGAUUUAUUCAAUUAAAUAGUGCGCAAAUUGUAGAACAAGCCUGGUUGCGCUGGCAUUGAAUGUCCAAAAACGAAUUGGAGCAACUUGCAAUGCGAGAUGGACCUGCAACAGUUCCUUUCCCUGGAACGCCAGCAACUGCAAAAGGAUCGCCAGCGCCUGGCCACCCAAAAUCCUUGCCCCGCCGCCCUGCUGAAAUGCCCUGACUUUAAAGUGCAAUGUCGCAGGGCCAAGGAGUUUAAGGAGUCCACGGAGUCCAAUGAACCCGGCACACAAUCAUCUUCCUUGGCAACCGGCGUCCAAAACGAAGAACUUCACUUGGACUUCCAACUGGUGGGGGAGGGGGAGGGGAAUGAGGAGCUUCCGGAGGAGGAGGUGGUGCCUUCCAACCCCUCGAAAUCCACCAAGGAAUUUGCGAAUCAACGCCAGCUGCUCGUCGGCAGUGCUCGCCAGUACAAGUCGCCAGAUGCGUCGGUGCGGCGCAGUUUGGAGAACGAGCGACCGCUCAGUGAGAACCGUUUCCCAAUCCGUCGGUCGGAUGAUAUGGAGCAAUGGGUUACGGAUACAUUUUAUUCGUACUUUCCCGGCUUUAACAAUGAAAAUCAGAAGCGGCAGAAUUAUUUGCGUGAGCGACAGCGCGAGAACCAGCAGAACUUUCUCAAGCACCAGAUGCUCCAUCCGCCGGUCACUAAGCAUCCGCGACAGGGACAAGUGAGGAAGACAUCCCAACCCCCUGCGGUUCCGGCCCAAAACCGCUCCAGCCAAUCUAGCACCAGCACCUCUAACCAUAGCACAACGGAUAAGACUGACUUAGAGUUAAUUGUAAAUAGUAAUCCCAACUAUGUGCCGCCCAAGAUUCGGCCCGGCACAACGCGUCAAAAACUCCUGCACGAUCUGGGACAUGUGGAGCUCUCCAAUAUUGUAACAGGGGAUGGUAUUAUGGAGCGCAAUCUGCGGAGUGCCGAGCUGGAAACAGCUCGCAAAAAGGACUACCAGCGGGAUUUAAUGCAGCAAAUCGAUGAAAAACGUCGCUCCAUAGAAUUGAUAAGGGAAAAAGAGCGCCGUCAGGAGGAGGCAUUAACCAGGCGACUGGAGGCUCAGUUGAAGACAAUACAGUUGGAAGAGCAGUUGGAAAAGGAGCGUCUGCGAGCUGAAAGGGCUCGCAUCGACUCGGAACAGAACCGCUUGAUGCGCGAACAGUUGUUGGCCAAGCUGGAACAGGAUGCCCAGUUGCUGCAAGCCAAGGAGACCAACAAUCUAGCCGACACGCCCAGGACAUCGCGCAUUAAAGGCAAACCCUACAACGCCAGUAAUAUCAGCACAGAAAGCAACGCCAACCGGGUGUACAAAUACUUCAGCAACUCGGCUCAUCACGAGUACAGACGUGGUCAGCCCUUGCCGCCGGCCGUUGAACUGGACUUUGAGGUGCCCCAAAUGGCCAAGAUCGAGCGCGAGUGCUUCCAUCUCUGCGAUAAAAUUUGUCCGCUCUGCGAUGAGCCCCUCAAGAGCUACGAGAGCUGCUGUCUGCGAUGCCAGCGGAAAUUGGCUGUAAAACUUAAGCAAAAGGAGACCAAGCGGAAUGGAGAAAAUGGAGAAAAACGUGAAGAAGAUUCAGAGGAGGGAAAGGAGGAGAAGGAGGACCGGGCUGAAGAUCGGGAGGAGGAACCUAACCAUAACUGCCAGAGCAGCUACGCCCUGGUGUGCCACAAAUGCGAGCGACUGUAUGCCAUGUGCACCCAGUGCCUGGCCAAAAGCGAUGUCUGCCGGGCGUGCCAGCGGGAGCGAAAUGUCUGCAUGAACUGUCGCCGCAAUCUGUGCUCGUUUUGCCUUGAGGAAGUUGCCUGCGGCAGGGACACGGAACGCACGCAUGUUAAUGACAAGGAAACCACCAGGGAGCCGCCUUCAAACGACGCUUUUACAGUUCUGGAACUAAACUAUUCUGUACCACCAGCUAAAGAUUCCACGGCCGGUCUAUCCGAUGUGUCGCCUCCGUACUCCGUUAACAUAGCGCGCAACUCGGUUUUCCAUGCCGACUAUAAGGCUACGCCCGUGAAGCCGUCUGUCCUCGAACAGCUGGCAACGACCUCGGGGAGUGCCAACACCAGUCUCGAGGUAGAUAGCGCCGAUGAGCAGGCUGUGGAGCGACUGCGUCGUCAAACGGAUCAGCGGUUGUCCCGCUACCUCAAGAAUUACGGCGAUCUGGCCACCAAACAGCGCCAGAAGGUGCAGCAGAUGGAGUUGCAGCGGAGCAAGAGCGAGUCCCGUCAUCGGGGCACUCAAACGACGCCACAGUCGUUGGCCAGAAGGGAUGUUGUGCUCAGGGAGGCGGCUGGCCACAAUCUCUCAAUGCCUCUGCUUCGCGAGAUGCCCAAAAUGACGCGACAGGAGACGGGUGCACCCUUGGCUGAAAAUGGCCAGCGCAAGAUUGACAAUUUAAAAAAGCGCUGGGAGGUGCCUGCCGUGCAAAAGUUCACCGUUUCAACAUCAUCGCCUAAAAUCUUAACCCAAGUGGGAGCCAUAAGAAAACAGUUGCAGGCGGCGAGAUUCUUUGAUGAUGAAGUUGAUCCGGAAGACUAUUAAGAAUAAGUUAAACAAAAAUUAUUGGAUUGACUUCUCUUUUUAUCCGAGCAAAACGAAUUUAAUUCUUUUUGAUGUCUUCACAUUCUAAAACAUUUGCCAUUAUUAUUUACUCGAAUUUCAUUUUGUAAACAACUCAUGUAGUUAUAGCUUUAUAGUAAGCUGAUUCCAAGUGCUUCGGCUGUAUCAUUCAGCGACUUUAAUACAUAAGACAUACAGUUUGUUAACGUUUAUUGUUCUUUUUUACGGAAAUUUAUUAACUACGAAUGUGUUAAUUAAAAGAUCAUUAAACCAAACUUGCCUAAACUA
Molecule: messenger RNA, 2931 nt
Organism: Drosophila subpulchrella
Lineage: Eukaryota; Metazoa; Arthropoda; Insecta; Diptera; Drosophilidae
Exons: 7
Coding region: 145-2625 (826 amino acids)
Source: RefSeq, a predicted model, not a curated record